UACAUACUCAUCAUUCCAAGAGAACUCAUAGUUUCUUCAAUAAAUCUAUAACAUCUCUCUCUAGUUAAUUAAUUUGGUAAUUAAUUUAGGUGUGUUACAAUUUGCAUAGAAAUGGGCCAAGGAAGUGGUAGUGCAAACCUAGGUGUGUUCUUUGGAGUUAGCAUACUAUGCCUAUUGGCUCUAACCAAGCCUACCCAUGGAGCUAUUUAUACAGUCGGUGGGUCAGGUGGAUGGACCUUUAAUGUCAACUCUUGGACUAAUGGCAAGUCCUUCAAAGCUGCUGAUAUCUUAGCAUUUAAUUACGUUAAGUCAACACAUAAUGUGGUAGCAGUAAGUAAGGAAGAUUAUGAUAGCUGCAGUUCAACAGGAGGAGCAAAAGUUUAUCAAAGUGGAAAGGAUAGAAUCAAGUUAAGCAAAGGUUCAAACUACUUCAUAUGCACUCUCCCUGGGCAUUGCCAAAGCGGAAUGAAGAUUGCUAUCACUGCAUCUUAAUUACUUACGUUACGUAUGCUCGUCCAGGAUUACCGUUGUCACGUUGAUGAUGUAUCUUAAACGUAAUUACUUCUUUUUAAUUACGUGAUAAUUGUUAAUUAUUUUUUAAUUAACUAGUACUCUGUAAUACGUACUCCUUUACUAUUUGUACGUAAAUCCUUACGAAAGAUUUGGUAUCGAGAGAUGUUUGUUAAGUUCGAAAAAAAUUAUAUAAUCUAUAUCCAGUUGUGUCA
This is a messenger RNA of Spinacia oleracea (spinach), 725 nucleotides long. RefSeq names its product basic blue protein. Bases 112 to 492 code for a protein of 126 amino acids. The record is from RefSeq and is a predicted model, not a curated record. The transcript is spliced from 3 exons. Gene Ontology annotation, cellular component: plasma membrane. Gene Ontology annotation, molecular function: electron transfer activity. NCBI's taxonomy places the organism in Eukaryota, Viridiplantae, Streptophyta, Magnoliopsida, Caryophyllales, Amaranthaceae.